AUGUUGAUAUCGAGAACAACAUGUUCAAAGAGUGCGCUUAAGGCAACUUCGAGAAGAAGUUUGUUGAUAGUAUCACUGCGUACAUAUUCUACUUCGUCAGGGAAUAGCAGUAAUAAUAAUCCAUCAACGACAACUAGGAGAGGAUUCCCAAAGACUGGUAGAGUGAUAACGGAACACUUGUCAAAGCUACAUCAGGAUCUCUCAAAGAAUGAGCCAAACUUUAGACAAACGAUGACCAACUCAAUGUACAGUGUCUUUCAAGGUAGAGAGUAUCUGGAAAGAGGUGCCUAUGAACAAGGCGAGAAGCUAAUCAUCGAUGGUUUCAAGACACUCAACACCAAUGUUGACUUCUCCUCGUCCUUGUUCGCUGUGCCCACCCAUGCAAUGGGACUAGCAUCCGUCAGGAAGGGCGACUUUAAGAAUGGUUCAACCUUAUUCAACUUGGCCAUUGACAGGUGUAAAGAUGUAGAUAGUAUUGUAUAUAAGAACUUUAUCCUGCCAGAGGCAUUAAACGACUUGGGACUAUGUCUUGUCAGACAGAAGAAACCAGUGGAUGCUUAUGAGGCGUUUCAACGAGCAGAGACACUGGCCAAUGACAAUGACUUGAAUCAGCUCUCAUCGAUAUUCACAAACAUUGGAGAGUUCUAUAAGGAUGGAAAGAACUUCUCCCAAUCAAACUUGUAUCAUGGCAAGGCACACUACAAGUUGAUCGACAAGGGCAAGGUCAACAUCGACCUGGUGCGCUGCCUGUUGAACCGCGCACAGGUAUUGCGACUCGAUGGCAACAUCAGCGAGGGCCGAACACUGCUGGCCGAAGCCAUCACCACGCUCAGAUCUCUCGAGGCUGGCAAGGACAAGCAGCUCAAGAACAAGCGUCCAAGACACAUUGACUGGGCCAAGAUCCUCAUCGAGUGCGGUCACUUCUACUACGAUGAGAAGGCUUAUGGCCAGGCCAAGAUGAUCCUCAAGAAUGCCAAAGACCUGCUGGAUCUGUUGGAGAUCCCUCACUCGCCCGAUGCCGUAAUCAACACUAUUAAUCUGGCCAUCCUGGAGAAGAAGUACCCGACCACCAACGCAGCGGCCUCUGCCGAGCAGAUCAAGGUGUGGCUCAAGUCCAUCGAGCACUUUUACUCGAGCUUGAAGGAGCAACGCUUCUUCUCUGGCAGUGGCGUCACCAACCUGGUCAAGAAUCUCCAGGAUACCAAGUUGGAUGCCGACAGUCAGGAAGUCAAGAACAUGGUGUUGAUAUCGCCACUUCACUCGCCAUUAUCUAGAGUGACCAUGUAA
Molecule: messenger RNA, 1287 nt
Organism: Acytostelium subglobosum LB1
Lineage: Eukaryota; Evosea; Eumycetozoa; Acytosteliales; Acytosteliaceae
Exons: 3
Coding region: 1-1287 (428 amino acids)
Molecular function (GO): protein binding
Source: RefSeq, a predicted model, not a curated record